UGUUGUUCCAACCAAUUUGAGUCACACUUUAAGUAAAUAUUUUCCGCCUUUUGUUAAACAGAAAGCUGUAGAUAGUUGAGCCAUUUUCUGUCAGUCUAACUCAACAGCGCCGUAUGGUACAUAAUAGUUAGUACUUAACGCCAAGUAAACUAUAUUCGAUAGAGAAACCACAAACAUGCGCUAAGUUAGCUUAGACUUAAAUUUUCUACAAUUCUAAAGCAUUUUACGCAUAAUUGCAUUCGUUGAUAAACGCAAAGUUACGGCGGCUUUGAGCUUAUAAAGUAAUCAAAAUAAUUGCAGCUAUUUGACUAAUUGAAGUUUGCUGAUAUAACAACACAUUAUCGCAGAUACUCCUCAAGAAGUGUGCAUUGAAAAAAUGGAGAGACGAACAGUUGUCAUCACGGUUGAUGGGUCGCCCCACUCCCAACGAGCAUUCGAAUGGUAUGUGAAACACCUGAUGAGACCUGGAGUGGACGUGGUGUAUCUGAUCCACAUAGCAGAACAGGUGUCUCUGCCUAUGAUGAGUGCCGAUGCCCCUCUGUCCUUUCCCAAGGACGCCUGGGUGGAAAAAUUGACCGCACGCACCAAGAUGAUUGAGGAAAUAAGAGACCACUAUGAGGCCAAACUGCAAGAGUACAAACUGCACCAAUCGGGCAAGGGGGGGUUCAUCUCGGAGAACGCAAACUCUGCAUUCCCCGGUCCCCAACUAGUCGAGUUCAUCCAGAACAAAAAGGCAGAGAUUGUUGUCAUGGGGAACAGAGGUCUCGGAAAACUGAAGCGAACAUUCCUCGGAAGUGUCUCGGAUUAUGUGUUGCAUAACAGUGGAGUCGCAGUCAUGAUUGUACCCCCGACAGCCGACCGAUUUGUUCAAUGAAGACCAAAAACGAGAGACAAGUACUAAAUACAUACUAUUGAGAUAAACAGUUCUUUCAAUCGAGAUAAAUUUUGACCUAAUUUUGUUCAGUAUUCAUCAUUGACCUGUACUAUGAUUCCUUGCACUUGUAAAUUCCAAAAAUGUACCUUCUUUGUUUCGACCGAUACUGAUUUGUACACGGGUACUAAAGAUACUCCCAAUAAAUUAUUGAUUAGCACCA
Molecule: messenger RNA, 1094 nt
Organism: Symsagittifera roscoffensis
Lineage: Eukaryota; Metazoa; Xenacoelomorpha; Acoela; Convolutidae
Exons: 5
Coding region: 377-874 (165 amino acids)
Source: RefSeq, a predicted model, not a curated record